Molecule: messenger RNA, 1347 nt
Organism: Oncorhynchus tshawytscha (Chinook salmon)
Lineage: Eukaryota; Metazoa; Chordata; Actinopteri; Salmoniformes; Salmonidae
Product: prostaglandin D2 receptor 2
Exons: 2
Coding region: 244-1302 (352 amino acids)
Biological process (GO): inflammatory response; positive regulation of cytosolic calcium ion concentration; complement receptor mediated signaling pathway
Cellular component (GO): plasma membrane
Molecular function (GO): complement receptor activity; G protein-coupled receptor activity
Source: RefSeq, a predicted model, not a curated record
GAAUUUUGUCUUCAAUCUGUCAAAAGCUUAUCGUCCCCUUGUUCAACUGACUAGCAGGUGUGACUGUAGGUGCGUCAGUGCGUUUGAAUGCACACCCUUCAUAACUACACUCAUCACAACCAGCGCAACAAGUCUCCCAACGUGGACUCAGCACAAGAAACACUGUUGCAUCUCACAGUGGAGACAAAAUUCUCAGGAAUUCAGAGCCAAAGUGGACAAAGUGUCAGAACCAGAAUCUGAAAGAUGACCACUUCCAGCAGCCCUGUCUACUGCCCUCUCAUCCAGGCCAUGGUGAACGUAAGCAUGCCAUCCAACUCCUCGGCCAGGGUGGGGGCUUUGAGCCUGGUUACGGUGUGUCUCCACGGCCUGGUCUCCGCCUUCAGUAUCCUAGAGAACCUCCUCAUCCUGGGGGUGGUGGGCUUCCGCAUCCGCCGCACAGUCAUCAGUGUUUGGAUCCUCAACCUGGCUGCCUCGGACCUCCUUUCCACAGCCUCCCUCCCCUUCUUCACCAUCUUCCUGGCCCGUGGAGGCACUUGGACCCUGGGUACCACCUUCUGCAAGCUCCACUCCUCCGUCUUCUUCCUCAACAUGUUCGUCAGCGCCUUCCUGCUGGCAGCCAUCUCCCUCGACCGCUGUCUGGUGGUGCUGAAACCCGUCUGGAUCCAGAACCGGAGGAAUGUACGCCUGGUCGGAAGAGUGUGUGGGGUCAUCUGGGCCCUGGCAAUACUCUGUACACUACCGUACUAUCUGUUCCGGGAUACUAUUCGCCGACAUGACGGGCGGAUCAUGUGCUACUAUAACUACGCCCAGUACCUCAAUGUUAGGGAGUUUGACCUAAGAGAGCUGUGUGAGGCUCGCCAGGAUGCCCUGGCCUUCUCUAAGCUCCUCCUGGCCUUCAUACUUCCCCUGGUGGUCAUUGUGGGGAGCUACGUGUUUGUGAACAUUGGUAUCACGCGGCGUGGCCGCAGAAGGCGCUCUUUCCGCUUUGUGCGGCUAGUGGUAGCUGUGGUAGUGAGUUUUGUGGUCUGCUGGGCUCCGUACCACAUCUUCAGUGUACUGGAGGCUGUAGCCCAGUACCAACCCUCCCUCCGGGGCCUCGUGGCCCACGGUCUGCCCCCUGCCGCCAGUCUAUCCUUCCUCAACAGUGUGCUAAACCCCAUCCUCUAUGUGUUCAGCUGCCCGGAUUUGUGUGGUAAGAUCAGACAGUCUCUGGGAGCGGUGCUUGAGAGCGUGCUGGCGGAAGACCUAGGUGAGUUCUCACGGCAACGCAGCACCCAACACUCCUCUAUCGAUGCUUCAUAGCUGCUGCUGAGGGGGAUGAGGUCCCACAACAACGCCCCCUGCCUG